ACACACACUCCCGGCAUGCACUGGGAAAAGAACGGCUCCGAAGACAGUGAAAUCCAAGAUUGACCCAAGGUGACAGGAAACGGGAUAUCCUCUGACUGGUGCCCUUUCCUUCUCCCAGUGGAGACAUUCCCUGAUUCGACUAUUCUGAGCACAACACUGUGUCUCCCAGAUGCCUGUGACUCCCCAGCAGCCCUCAGGGCACACGGAGGGGCUCACUGAGCCUACAUCGGAGGCAGCGAUGUGGGUUGUAAUCCCCUGCGGCCCUUGUAUUCCCAUCAUGUUGGGCCUGGCCUCUCUCACAGCCUUCUUCAUCGUAACUACUGCUGUACUGGCCGAACGCCUGUUCCGCCGCCCGAAACCAGACCCCAGCCAGCGUGCACCCACCCUAGUCUGGCGCCCUGGAGGAGAGCUAUGGAUUGAGCCCACAAGCAGCGCCCGGGAGCGCUCUGAGGACUGGUAUGGGUCCUCCAUACCUCUGCUGAUGGACAGGGCUCCAGAUCCUCCAACCCCUGGGGGCACCUUGGAGGGCAGAGCAACUGCUCCACCAGCCGUUUCAACACCACACCCUUCACCCAGCUCUUUAGUUCCCCAGACCCCACUAGAAGUCCCAGCCCAGAGCACCUUCUGGAGGCCUCAGACCCAGGAGGAGGGUCCCUAUGCCACAGGCUUGGUGAGCUGGGUUGGGCCUGAGCCGAUGGCAGAGGCUGGCUUGGAGGUUGGGAGCCCCAGGGCUUGGAGGCUGAGGCAAGGGAGCCUUGAGCCUGACUGGAGUCUCCAGCCUCGGGUCACCCUGGAGCAGAUCUCAGCAUUCUGGAAGAGGGAAGGCAGGACCAGUGUGGGCUUCUGAAUCUUCAGAACUCAUAAGACUAAUUCCCACCUAAGAGGAGAUAGGGGGUCAGCUCCAGCAUCCAGCCUCCAGCCUGACCCUCGCGCUGGAUAGGGCCUUUUGUGUGGAAAUAUCUGUCUUCUGCACCUGACCGGUGGGCAGGUUAAGAGUGUGGACAGCUUGUACUCCAAGGAUUGCACUGAAGUUCGGCUUUGGUUAAAAUGCCUACGUUGUGACUCUGAGAAUUGAAGACAAGGCUAGUUGGCUAAAAGCCAGAAGGCUUCAAGAUGGUACGUCAGGGUACACACUUACCUAAGACAGCCUGUCAGAAUGAAGAGGUCCUGUCUGCGAGGCCAGAGCUAGUGACUAUGUGUGUCAGUCAUGUGGGCAGGGGAUGGCAGGAAUCUUGCUCUCCAGAGCCACAAACCCUAUCUGUUCCCAGCCACUCUCUCCCACCUCUGUGAGGCCCUCCAGUAAAACACAGAAGACAAAUCCCGGAGGAGUCUUUGAUUCCAUACAAAUCAUGACUUUGGUUACUAAGUGGCAACAUGGAAUUUGCUGAGCCGAGCUGGAGAGGCUGUCUCUUGCCGGAAAUUGGGACAGAGACUAUAAAGGGAUCAGUAGGCUCCUCUGCUCAUCCACUUAUGGCUGCACAUGUGCUACAGUGCGGUUUUAUUAAUCCGUGUUAAGAAAAGGAUGGCCGAAAGAGAACUGAGUGGUAUGAGAAGGAAGGUUGUCCCAGGGAAGGGACACUCCCCAGACAUAGCCUUUGCCGUCCUUCCCUCCAGCUUGCUGGAGUGGUUUAGAGAGCCAGGUUUGCUGUGAGGCAGACUUACUUAUAGUGAUCCAUGCCACAGAAACGGAGUCCAAAAUAUCUGUGUGCCCGCCGGCUGACUUCUCCUUCAGGAGAGGGGUUCACAGCGGGAAACACACUGGAGCUCCUGGAGCUCCCUGUCCCUGGAAAUUUGAGUUCCCAAACUUCAGUCAAGAACAUGAA
Rattus rattus (black rat) is the source of this 1823-nucleotide messenger RNA. RefSeq names its product chromosome 2 C16orf54 homolog (gene C2H16orf54). The coding region runs from base 170 to 847 and encodes 225 amino acids. The record is from RefSeq and is a predicted model, not a curated record. The transcript is spliced from 2 exons. Lineage: Eukaryota; Metazoa; Chordata; Mammalia; Rodentia; Muridae.